AUGCAAACACACCACACCACCAUCCUCCCCCUUAUUCCAUUUUCGUGGUUUGAUCGUUUAGAUGAAAUAAAAGAUCGAUUUGAACAUCCACCAAAUCUUCAACAUGAAUUCACCAAAUUCCUCGACCAUCUUUUACAUUGGACUCAACGUUUAAAUGUUACACAUCAUGAUCAUUUCCUAGGUUUGCCUAUUGUUCAACAACUACAACAAGAAAAUGAAGAUGAAGAGCCUCAACAUGAUGAAGAUGAAGAAGAUACCAACCAUUCACCCACUCCAGCACAAGUCAUCGAUAUGUUUGGUGUUCCAGAUAUUUUAUUAAACAGUGCCUAUAGUCCUGAAGAUAUAGACAACUCUUUAACAGAUAUCAUUCAAAAUAGAAUGACACAAUUUGUAGUACAGCACGAUAAGGCCACCAAUAUCUCUCCAUCAAUUAAUUCUUUGACAUUAGUUCAUGGCUUAUUAGAAAUGGUAGCUGUAGUUGAAAGUAAAAAUAAUAAUAAUAAUGAAAAUCAUUCCGAAAAUAAUAAUCAUAACGAAAAUAAUAACGAAAAUGAUAAUAAUAAUAAUAAUAAUCAUAACGAAAUUAAUAAUAAUAAUAAUAAUAAUAAUAAGGAUAAUGAAAAAAUCGAAAUCAUAGAACAUAAUCAACAAAAAAUUUCACAAGUAAUCAAAAUCCUUGAAUUCAAUGAUAGUGCUAAUUUAAGAGGGGUUUUUAAAAUUCUAAACAAAUAUUUUUAA
Messenger RNA from Cavenderia fasciculata, 738 nucleotides. RefSeq lists its product as uncharacterized. The coding region runs from base 1 to 738 and encodes 245 amino acids. The transcript has a single exon. Lineage: Eukaryota; Evosea; Eumycetozoa; Acytosteliales; Cavenderiaceae. The record is from RefSeq and is a predicted model, not a curated record.